CUUUCAUAUUCUUUUUUUUAUCAUGGGUGUCGAUAUUGAAACUACUCAGGCUGGCGAUGGCCAGAACUUCCCCAAGCCCGGUCAGACCGUGUCUAUGCACUACACCGGCACCUUGACCAACGGCCAGAAGUUCGAUUCGUCCCGUGACCGUGGCUCUCCUUUCGUCUGCCAAAUCGGCGUUGGCAAGCUCAUCAAGGGUUGGGAUGAAGGUGUUCCUCAAAUGUCUGUUGGUCAAAGAGCCAAGCUUACCUGCACUCCCGACUACGCCUACGGUCCCCGUGGUGUUCCCGGUGUCAUUCCUCCUAACGCCACCCUUGUCUUUGACGUGGAGUUGAUCAAGAUUCAUUAAGCCUGAAAGAUGAAGAAGCCUUUAUACGACGGUGUAUGAACUUGCAGAAAAAUAAAGUAAAAUCAAGGAUGACACGCGUUAUCCUUGCAGUAACAUGAUUGGGCUGGCAAGAAAUUUUUUUCCACUGUGAAGUGAGCGGGGAAUAAUUUGGCUUGC
This is a messenger RNA of Zychaea mexicana, 505 nucleotides long. RefSeq names its product fk506-binding protein 2. The transcript is spliced from 3 exons. NCBI's taxonomy places the organism in Eukaryota, Fungi, Mucoromycota, Mucoromycetes, Mucorales, Lichtheimiaceae. Gene Ontology annotation, molecular function: peptidyl-prolyl cis-trans isomerase activity. The record is from RefSeq and is a predicted model, not a curated record. The coding region runs from base 23 to 349 and encodes 108 amino acids.